Anoplopoma fimbria (sablefish) is the source of this 983-nucleotide messenger RNA. RefSeq names its product spermatogenesis associated 17 (gene spata17). The transcript is spliced from 9 exons. Lineage: Eukaryota; Metazoa; Chordata; Actinopteri; Perciformes; Anoplopomatidae. The record is from RefSeq and is a predicted model, not a curated record. The coding region runs from base 1 to 966 and encodes 321 amino acids. Gene Ontology annotation, cellular component: spindle pole. Gene Ontology annotation, molecular function: protein binding. Gene Ontology annotation, biological process: establishment of meiotic spindle localization; spindle organization; mitotic cell cycle.
AUGGCGGCGGUGCUGAAAGUAACAAGUGAAGUUGAAGAGUUCAAAAAGGAAUACUUCUGCAGAAACAGACUAGCUGAGGAGAACAGACAGAGGGACAACCAGGCCGCCAUCCGGAUCCAGAGCUGGUUCAGAGCGUGCAAGGUGCAGGCUUACCUCAGCCAUCUGCACAAGAAGGCAAUCAUUAUACAGAAGAUAUGGCGGGGCUUCACAGCAAGGGCACGUUUCAGACAAAUGGUGAAGGCGGCAUAUUUUAUCAUGAAGAUGAAUUUCUACGAGGAGAUGGCGGUCAGGAUCCAGCGGAGAUGGAGAGGAUUCUUUGUAAGGAAAUAUGUUCAUAACUUCUACGCACGCAAGCGAUAUCUGGAAGGACUCUCCAGGAAAAAUGAACUUGUCAGGAUGGACCUGGAUGAACUUGAGGAGCUCCAGAAGAGAGAGAGAUACUGUUUGGAGAUGGUGAAAGAGCAGUCAGCCAAGGUCUACCAAGCUCACCGGUUACACCACCUCCUCAGUACAAAGCAGUGCCCCGGGGUCUUCAACUCUCCAUUUAGGCCAGCCCCCCAUGAGAUGGAACUACUGAUGAGGCAGGUCAAGUACCAGGCCCCCACCAGGCUGCCCCGCAGGGGCAGGGCUUGUCCCUUGGGCAUGCCUAGCCCAGCAGCCCACAGUUUCCCUGGGACUCUUCGAUCCCCAUGGAUCGAAACCACUGAAACCUACAGCUCCUCCAGGCCUAUUCUGCCCCCCAUUGCUAUCAACAAACGGCAGGUUCUGUUCAGAGAGCCAGGGGAAGUAUGGGAGCAGCGCGUGGAUUGUCCUGACCUGACGUUGCGUCUGCAGACCUCUUACACACACCUGGAGGAGGCCCAGUAUCAGCUUCGACAACGCAGAGGAACAGAGAGAAUGCUCCACCAUCUGAGCCACAGCAGAAACUUCUUUACUCAGCCAGCCAACUCCAAGAGCUUCAGUUAGUGGAUUAAAGACUUACC